Molecule: messenger RNA, 928 nt
Organism: Dissoconium aciculare CBS 342.82
Lineage: Eukaryota; Fungi; Ascomycota; Dothideomycetes; Mycosphaerellales; Dissoconiaceae
Exons: 1
Coding region: 158-799 (213 amino acids)
Source: RefSeq, a predicted model, not a curated record
ACAUGUGCGCCCACGUGAACCCCGAGCGCGCUGAUUGGGAGCGAGGACAACCCCUCGAUGUACCGUCGGGCCAAGUCUUAUUCCCACUCCUUCCCUCCUCGGCGGUGUGCUGGCAGCCCUUAGCCCGACAUACCACCUCGCUGUCCGACUGCGCCACAUGCCGCCUGCGUCACAUUGCGUUUCACGUGCGAGGUCUCUCGUUUGCGUGGAAGGCGAUCGGAGAUCGAGAAGCACGAGGAGGAGACGAACAGCAGCGCCAGGAUGCGUGUGGCUUUGUUUCCUCGUCUAUCCUGCUUUCCUCCACUCCGUUUUGCUUUUUAUCCUGCGACUCCUGCCCUUGGGGCCGAUGAGGUGCGAGUGUCGCAGCACGCGCCUCGUGUGGCGACGACGGACGCUCCUUGAGAUCUCUCUCGGCGAGAGGAGGGGAGAUCGCGGAGAGAGGCAGACUCGCGUCGGGACGAGCGGCGAUCCAGGCCAACGUUUCCUUGUUCUGUCGUGUCUCAACCUCCUCGUUGCCCUCUCUCACCGGAGAAGGAAACGCAAACCCGCAGUGAUGAAAUCAAUGACAUUGCAACGCUCUGUCUCCCUCCCUUUUCCCGCCCGCCACGUCGUGUGCGAGAGACGGCGGGAUCUCUAUCGAGGGGCUCUGUCUUUGCGAUGUAGGAAGCGAGAUUGUCGCGACUCUGGAGCCACGAGCGUGUCCCGCUUGCUACCUAGUAUUCAGCGGAGAGCACCACCGCUUCCGGGUGGACUUGCUCUCCACUCCCUUCCAUUUUCCUUCCCUUCCCUCAGUGCCUAGGAUUAAAGGAGAACCCCGUCUCCGAGGAGGACAGAUCAGCACUGAUUGCCCUCGAAUGAAUGUGGGAGGUCGGGAAAUCAUCGCCGACGCUGUUCAUGCUUCAUCCUCGUCCUCAUGCUGUGUCAGAAA